Messenger RNA from Nakaseomyces glabratus, 1083 nucleotides. RefSeq names its product NAD(P)-dependent alcohol dehydrogenase (gene ADH6). Gene Ontology annotation, biological process: alcohol metabolic process. Gene Ontology annotation, molecular function: zinc ion binding; alcohol dehydrogenase (NADP+) activity. NCBI's taxonomy places the organism in Eukaryota, Fungi, Ascomycota, Saccharomycetes, Saccharomycetales, Saccharomycetaceae. The record is from RefSeq and is a predicted model, not a curated record.
AUGAGCUCUGAAGAUAAGUUUCAAGGUAUCGCUGUUCUAGAUCACAAGGACUGGAAGAACCCAAAAAAGGUUGAAUUCCCAGCCAAGCCAUUCUACGACCACGAUAUCGACAUCAAAAUUGAUGCUUGUGGUGUUUGUGGUAGUGACAUCCACUGUGCCGCCGGUAACUGGGGUAAGAAGCAAACUCCAUUGGUUGUCGGUCAUGAAAUCAUUGGUAAGGUCGUCAAGAUUGGCCCAAAGUGUAACACUGGUUUGAAGGUUGGUGACCGUGUUGGUGUUGGUGCUCAAGUCUUCUCUUGUUUGGAAUGUGACCGUUGUAAGAAUGACAACGAACCAUACUGUCCCAAGUUCGUCACUACAUACUCUCAACCAUAUGAAGACGGCUACGUCUCUCAAGGUGGUUAUGCCAACUAUGUCAGAGUCCAUGAGCAUUUUGCUGUUAAGAUUCCAGAAAACAUUCCAGACCAUUUGGCUGCUCCAUUGCUAUGUGGUGGUAUUACUGUUUACUCUCCAUUGCUAAGAAACGGUUGUGGUCCAGGUAAGAAGGUCGGUAUCGUCGGUAUCGGUGGUAUUGGUCACAUGGGUCUAUUAUUUGCUAAGGCCAUGGGCGCUGAAGUUUACGCUAUUUCUCGUUCUAACGCUAAGAAGGAAGAUUCCUUGAAGUUAGGAGCUGACCACUACAUUGCCACCAAGGAAGAACCAAACUGGGGUGAAAAGUACUUUGACACUUUCGAUUUAAUUGUCGUCUGCGCUUCAUCUUUAACUGAUGUUGACUUCGAUGUCAUGCCAAAGGCUAUGAAGGUUGGUGGUAGAAUUGUCUCUAUUUCUAUUCCAGACGAAGAUCAAACUUUGACAAUGAAGCCAUUUGGUUUGCUAGGUGUUUCCAUCGCUAACAGUGCUUUGGGUUCAAUUAAGGAAAUUGAGCAGUUGCUAAAAUUGGUUUCUGAGAAGGAUAUCAAGAUCUGGGUUGAAACUUUGCCAGUUGGUGAAGCUGGUGUGAAGGAAGCUUUCGAAAGGAUGGACAAGGGUGAUGUUAAGUAUAGAUUCACUCUGGUCGACUUUGACAAGGAGUUUGGUAACUAA